Callorhinchus milii (elephant shark) is the source of this 20133-nucleotide messenger RNA. RefSeq names its product lysine (K)-specific methyltransferase 2D (gene kmt2d). The transcript is spliced from 58 exons. Gene Ontology annotation, cellular component: MLL3/4 complex; nucleus. Gene Ontology annotation, biological process: positive regulation of transcription by RNA polymerase II. The record is from RefSeq and is a predicted model, not a curated record. NCBI's taxonomy places the organism in Eukaryota, Metazoa, Chordata, Chondrichthyes, Chimaeriformes, Callorhinchidae. The coding region runs from base 213 to 17480 and encodes 5755 amino acids. Gene Ontology annotation, molecular function: histone binding; histone H3K4 methyltransferase activity; transcription coactivator activity.
AAGUCGGAGGGAGUGAGGGGGACGGCGGGGCCCAGUCUGGAGCCCGAGGCCGCCGUCGGUCAUAAAGCUCAAUGUGCCCAGUUACCGAUACAAAAAGCGCCCCGACGUGCAAUGAGGGCUUUCCAGCGGGAGUUGUGGCGUGAGAGGGUCGCGGGCUGAAAACCGAGAGGUGUCUCAGUGAGGGACACAGGGUGCCGGGAAAGGAGUGCAGUAUGGAUGGAAUGGAAUCAAGUAAUGAAGAAAAUUGCUCAAACACCACAGCUGUUAAAGUCAACUCUGCUGAAACCAGUUGUUUAGCAGAAGAUGAUGAAGCUGAUCCAUCUGCAUCUCACGACUCUUCAAAACAAAAGGAAGCACCAGAGACUAUCUUGAAAGAAGUAUCCAAGGAACCGUGCAGCUUGGAGCAGAAGCUCUGUGUUUUUUGUAACUGUGGAGCGAAGAGUUUACAUGGACAAAGAGAACUUGAGCGAUUCGAUCCUUCAGAUGCUUUGGGUGAACUUGGAAAUGGAGAAUCUAACAAAGCAGAUGAGACCAGUCCAGCUUCAAGGCGUAAGAGUGCUUCAGGAUUGGAGGAGCUCUCGGAUGAGCUCUCUCAUGUGGGCUUUGAGGAACAUACAACAGUGACGCUCCUUGAACCAACAGGUCACUUCUGGGCUCAUCAUUGGUGUGCGGCCUGGUCAGAUGGUGUUGAAAAGAAUGAGGGGCAAAGACUGGUUAAUGUGGACAAAGCAGUAAUCUUGGGUAACUCACAGAAAUGUGAAUAUUGUAAACGGUUGGGAGCUACCAUCCGGUGCCAGAUGGAGGGAUGUUUAAGAGCGUACCAUUUCCCCUGUGCUGCAGCGUCUGGUUCCUUUCAGUCAAUGAAGACCUUGACUCUACUGUGUUCAGAACAUGCAGAUAAAGCUGUACAGAUAGCAAAGGAGGAGGCAAAUUGUGGCGUGUGUGAUGCGCCAGGGGAUCUUCUGGACCUCCUCUUCUGUACCAGUUGUGGAUUGCACUUUCAUGGUGCGUGUCUGGAAAUAGUAGUGACGCCGGUUAAACGUGCUGGCUGGCAGUGCCCUGAGUGUAAAGUAUGCCAGACCUGCAGGCAGCCUGGUGCAGACACGAUGAUGCUUGUGUGUGAUGAGUGUGACAAGGGCUAUCACACGUUUUGUUUGAAACCGGCAAUGGAAUCGCUGCCUACGGAUAGCUGGAAAUGCAAGAAUUGUCGGGUGUGCAGCGAAUGUGGUUCGAGGUCUGCAGGGAAGCCUCCGAGUGCCCAGUGGCAUCGGAACUAUUCGGUGUGCGAUAAAUGUUACUGGCAAAAGAACCGAGACGGUGCCACGUGCACAAUAUGCGGAAAGGCAGGCGGGCAAACAGACGACACACUGCACUGCCAUGUCUGCCAAAAGUGGAUUCAUGCAGACUGUGAUUCCUCAUCUCUCCAUUUAUUAGGACAGCAAUAUACCUGUACAUCAUGUAAAAACGCAGCACAAAAAAAUACAGACCAUUCAACUUCUGAGCAGGCGGAGGAGAAAGAAUCAGAACCUGAGUCAGCAGAUAGCUUGGGGAAAACAGAAGAACUAUCAAAAUGCACUGAAAAGCAAAGCGAGGAUUCAGAACCUGCAGAACAAGCGAUGGAAGAUGUUCCUCAAGACUCCUGUCAGAAGGAAGAGGAGCCCAUUGACACCAAAACCAGUGUGGAAGCCGAGAUUCCAGAGCAGCAAAAAUCCGAAGAAGUCAGUACAGAGGAACAAGUGGGAACUCAGUCCCAUGAUUCUAUUUUGGAAGAUGGCGUCAAAGACUCUGGAGUCAGAGACUCUGAAUCGGCGAAAGAAUUCAAAGCUGAGAAAGCUGAAGAUGAAUUGCAAUCUUCUCAUAGCGCAGAGAUUCAUCUAACUCCUGAAAGCAGGGCAGACUCUCCCAAAUGCGAGAGCAUUGAACAUUCUGAGGACUCGCCUUGUACAGAAAAAGAACCACCAGAAUGUUUGAGUUUGGAUCCUACAGAUGGACAGGAAAACUCGGUGCGGAAGGACAUAGUUGAGAGCCCCAACUCUGUCUCAGACCAGAUAGAGACUGGUGAGGUUUCUGCAGAAAAUUGUGCAAAAAGUCCAACUGGUUCCUUGCCAGAGCAGUUGCAAACCAACGAUCAUGUCGCUGAUACUGACCUGAGUCAAGGUGCCCCUGGCAGUACUUCUACUGAAGCAGAGUUGGGUUGUGUCUCUUCUACCUUAAGCCAACCGGAGGAGUCUCUCAAAAUCCAGUCAGAUGAGACCGAGCUAAAUGAGAUUCCAGGCGACCCCACCUGUGAAUUGAUGGAGAGAGACGACAUCCUUCCUGAUGCCGUUUCGGAUGGGAUGGAGACGAGGGAUGAUCCCACUGAUAUGGAGAUUAAUGAUAUUCCGACCCCUAUGGAGGUUCCAUCUGCAGUAAAUAAGCUAAAAACUGAGCCAGACGCUCCAAUGGAAGUGCAGGACGUGAACUCAGACCCCGUCUGUAGCACGUUCAUUAAAUCCGAAAUCAUGGAUGAAAUGUCCAACCAGAGUCAGACUGACUCAAACAGCACCUGCUUGGAACCCGACUCUUCAGUCACUUCAGAUCGGGAAGCAGGGUUGGGUUCCAUAGAUGUCUGCAUGACGCCGGCAGACGACAUUUCGCUGAGGGUGGAAGAAGAGACGGAUAAGUCGAACUCGGAUUCACGGCUAACUGAAACGGAGGAUUUGUUGCCGGUUGAUACCACUUUAGUGAAGAGUGAAUCUGGCAAGCCUGCCGUGAUGAAGAGGAGGUUCUCCCCAGGUCGACCUCGAGUCAAACAGGGCCAAUAUCAUCUCGAAGGCGGUGACUAUUUCUACAAACUCCAGGGUCGUUGCAACAGUUUUCCUGGUAAAAAGCGACCCCGUGGAGGUGGAGGAGGGCAUGUCGGGCGGGGGCGAGGACGAUCACGGCUGAAGUCUGUAUCUGGAAUCUUGGAGUCUUUAGGGUCCACAGGGCCAGAUACAUCUCCUAGUAAGGAGGACGAUGAUGAUGACGAUACAAUGCACAACACAGUGGUUCUCUUCUCCACCGAAGAUAAAUUCAUUCUUCUACAGGAUAUGUGUGUGGUGUGUGGGAGCUUUGGACGAGGGGUGGAGGGACAGCUGCUAGCCUGUUCACAGUGUGGACAGUGCUAUCACCCCUAUUGCGUCAACAGUAAGAUCACUAAAGUGAUGUUGAGUAAGGGCUGGCGCUGCUUGGAGUGCAUUGUGUGUGAAGCUUGCGGAAAAGCCUCUGAUCCUGCUCGCCUGUUGCUGUGUGACGACUGCGAUAUCAGCUACCACACGUACUGUCUAGACCCACCAUUGCAAACUGUGCCAAAGGGUGGUUGGAAAUGCAAGUGGUGUGUUUGCUGUAUGCAGUGUGGGGCCACAACCCCUGGGUUUCACUGCGAGUGGCAGAACAACUACACUCACUGUGCACCCUGUGGCAGCCUCGUCACUUGCCCGAGCUGCAACGAAGACUAUGAAGAAGAAGACCUCCUCAUACAGUGUUGCCAUUGUGAUCGGUGGGUCCAUGCGAUCUGCGAAAAUCUCUUCACGGAAGACGAAGUGGAGCUAGCAGCAGACGAGGGCUUUGAUUGUACGAUGUGUGAGCCCUAUGUCAUUCGGCCAGUUGUUCGAAGCGAAUCCCCCAUCGUUGCACCUAUUGUUAAAGUGAAGGAGCCAGAUGUGAUUUCUCCAUACGUAGAGCCACGGUUUUAUAACCAGGACGGGGUGUGGCUGACCGAGCUGGGCAUGUCGCAGUUCCGUAGCCUUGUACUUUCUCCACCACACAAAAAGGGUCCAAAGCCCAAACUGAGGAACAAGCUGCCGAUUCCAUGCUGUGAGACUGCGCUGCUCAGCACCGAGUGCCCAGCUGUCGAAAUUAAGAAAGAAGAAGGUGAAGGAGAGGACGAAAAAGCUGCCAUGGAGCCGGGGGAAUGUGACAUAAAACCUGAUGCUCCUGUUAACCAGGAACGAGAAGUGUGCCCAGCAAAUGAUCCUGUCAAAGCCAAUGAGGAAAUGGAGGAAGUGAAAAAGAGAAAGAGGAAGCCCUACAGACCUGGAAUUGGUGGCUUUAUGGUCCGACAGAGGCAAUCCCGGGCAAAGAAUUUGAAUAAAGGUUCUGUGGUACAGGCUGUGAUAAGCACUGAAUGCCCAAAUACAGAGACCAACAAAGAAGAGGGGGCUCAGCCAGAGCUUGCAGUCGAGGGUGUUGGUGAGACGUCUGUGGCAGGAACAGAGUCUGGGGAGAAAGCCAAAAAACGGCAACGCCGAAAGAAAAGCAAGCUAGAGGACUCAUUUCCAGCAUAUCUGCAGGAAGCGUUCUUUGGCAAAUCGCUGCUAGAUAGCAGUCGGAACGUCCGCCUUAGCUCCGAAGGUUUCUCUGAUAAUGAAAAUCCCGAGCCUGCACUUGCUGCAUCUGAAUCAGACCACGCACCUCCCCAGAAGGAGCCAAGUGAUGAAAAACGGAAUGAAGCCCAACAGAAAGCCACGCCCGAUGCCAAGACAAUCCACGGUCCCUAUCCUCGCAACGAAGAUUCAAACACGGACGAGCAGUCCAAAAUGGCAGAAUCUCAGCCAGAUGGGAUGGGUUUCGAUCUCAGUCCUUUCCACGCAGACAGCUCCCUCUCUCCCUUUGCUGGGAUUGACAUCUCAUCUGUUGCGGAUGAGCUUUCAACUGCUCACUCCAGUGAGAGUUCAAAACGAAACCAGCUCUUCAAUGAUGUUCCAAUGGAGGGUGCCCUCAGCUCAGACCUGGACAAGAUUGUAACAGAAGAACUAGCACAGAUGGAGAGUAAAGAUGUACAGGAGCUCUUCACCGAUGUUCUGGGAUCACAAGGAAAUCCUACACUUUCUGGACCUUCACUGAGUAGCAUCAGACCUGUUGCUGAGAGCCACCUUCUCACCUCCCAUGGGCUAGGAGAUCUGAUCAGACCAUCACUAACCCAGCGAGCUCUUCUCUCUGGAGGAGGUGCCGUGGCAGUUGCUUCCUCUCUGGCACAGACAUCAGUCGCAGGGGAGACAUUUUCCAGAGUUUGUCCGUCACCAUUUAUUGACAGCAGGGAGAGGAGUAUUCCGUUUAGCCCUGACAGUGGGGAACAACAGAGCCCAUGGACAACCCCAGCCACUCCAGCUACCCCUACCACUCCAACCACCCCAACCACUCCCACCGAGGGAGAGGGAGAUGGCCUCUCCUACAACCAGCGGAGUAUAUUGAGGUGGGAAAAAGAUGAGGCAUUGGGAGAACUAUCAACCAUAUCACCCGUUCUUUACGCAAACAUCAACUUCCCCAACCUGAAGCAGGAUUACCCAGAUUGGGCUAAUCGCUGUAAGCAGAUCACUAAGAUUUGGAGGAAGGUCCCAGCAACUGAUAAAGCACCAUAUCUUCAAAAGGCCAAAGACAACCGAGCUGCUCAGCGUAUCAACAAGGCACAGAAGCAAGUUGAUAUGCAAGGUCUCAGGCAACCCAAGGUUGAGAAACAAGACAUAAAACUGGAACAAAAACCAUCACUUCAUCUGCAGAUCCUGACUCAGAAUCCUGCUGUGUCCACUCACCCACCAGUGCCAUUAGUGGGAGCGAACUCCGGCCCCUCAAUGGAACUGAGGAAUGAUCCCCUGGGCCAGAAUGUUUCAUUACACAAUAAAUCAUUUACUACCUCUACUAGUGAAUAUGUCAAGCCGCAAUCCGCAAGCUCAACGCCGACAGACCCCAGCGGAGACUUGUUUCCAAAACUGCACGUGCAAUCUCCGGCUAGAAUAGUAACCGAGGACCCUUUCGGACAUCCACUCACACCGCACCCUCAGGAAUCCAGUGUGCAGUCUUCCAGUAAUUCCAGCCAAGUGUCGGCGUGGAACAGCUCGCACCACCAGCCAGGUGUCCUCCGCUCCCCUGUUCCAGGCCGACCGCAACACCUCGGCUCAGCCGAACUGCUGUCCACCGCUCCACCGGGUCUGUCACACCUUCAACACCCGCGCACGACCAAUUCGUUCCUCAAACCCAGAGUGCCUGGUGAUUCAAACGACAGCCACACAGUUGACCAGCCUUUAGGAAGUCCAGGAUUUCGAUCGUCGCAGCCGGCCGACUGCUACACAAACCCCCCGGAGACUCUGGCGAUGUCAUCGCCCCCCGCGGAACAGUUCAGGAGGGCGUCAGACCCGACAGGAGGGGCGCAGCACCCCAGGAACGAACAGUUUGCGGGAGUCAUGCGUCAAGAUUUGAGCGCAAGCUCCCUCGCUUCUCUCUACAGAGCUACGAUGUUGGAUCAGAGUGUGAAUGCCCGGCCGCUGCCUGAAGGAAGGGAUCGAGAUGUCUUCAAAGCACCUUUAAAUCCCAGGGUAUCGUAUGUGGACCAAACUCCCACGAUGCCUGCUCAGCGUUCUCAGGAACUACACCCCCAAACUCAGGGUGUCUCGCCGCAGACUCAGAGCGAUUUGUACCGGCAGUCUCCCUCGACAUCUUAUUCUGAUCCGUAUCAUCAGCCUCCACUGACUCCGCGACCUCAGUCUAGCGAUAGCUGCUCUCCAAUACCUCCCAGAUCUCUUCCAUCCGAUUCCCUCUCCAGGGUACCUAUGAGCCCACAAUCUCAGUGCAGUUCGCCUUUGACGCCCAGACCUCAUUCCAACGAGGCGUUCCCUCAAUCCCCCAUCGCUUCCAGGUUCCAGUCGCCAGACCCCUAUUCCCGGCCGCCAUCCAGAGAUCCCUACGCUCAGCUUCACAAGCCACAGAGACCCCAGAUGGCCGAUGCAAGUUUUAAAACGUCACCGUCACCUCACGGGCAGUCACCUUUAUUUCCUCAGCAUGGCGACCCACAUGCGAAACCCAGCUUUGUGAUGCAGCCUCAGUCUCCAAGGCCUCACCCAUUUGACCAGUGUGCCAAGACGUUUGCAAGUGCUCAGCCUCAGAGCCCGUUUCCUUUCACUUCGUCUCCUGUCGACAUGGCUAAAGAGACGCACUCUCAGCAGUCGGUGUCUCAAAUGCCUCGAACGAGCGAGGGUUUUCCACAGAACCUCCUGACGGGCAGCCAGCUGUUUGCGAGCGACAACCAUUGCCCCCAACUUCCUUCCAACAAUCAGGCGGGAGCCUCGGACUCUGGCACGGCCGUGAUGGACGAGACUUUCACCAACAUGCCGUUAAGGCCACCGUCGGUCAAGCAGGACCCGCUACCUUUACAGGAUUGCUCGCACCAAACUCCCACCAGCAGCCGAUCAGUCAGCGACGCAUCCCCUUCUGAGAGAAGCACCGAGACCUCUGCCCAGGUCCACCCUUCUGCGUCUCCCAGCAGGGACUUGCACGAGCUUCCGUUUAACCGGACAGUGCAACCGGGAACCCUCAGUCAGACCGACUUGGAGAAACAGAGACAGCGACAGAGGUUGCGUCAGUUUUUGAUCCGGCAGCAAAUCCAACGGAAUAACCUGCGGCAAGAGAAGGAGCAGGCUGCUGCAUGUGGGGCAGCGACCAUCACUCCCACUUGGACUCCAGAUGGUUCGAACCAGCCUCACGAACUGAUGACCAGAGCUCCACCACCAUACACCCUUCCACAGGACCGAUCUGGUUUACGAGGCCUGAUCCCUGGCUCUGGAACCGGGAGAUUAGCAAACCCAGUGACGAUAGAGAGGCAGGGAAUAUUUCCUCAGGACGAGAGGCUGUGUCGACCUCCACAGCCAGGACUCUCCUCCACUGGAGACCUACACGCUCCCAGACAACCAGGGGUUGGGGUUGGGAGCCCCCAAGCAUUUCACCCAAGAGGCUUGCCUGCUCCACAGCAGCAACAACACUGGCAAUUGCAGCAGCAAUUAAUACAGAGGCUUCCUGGACAGUCCCGUUUUCAGCAACCCGAAGCUCUGCAUCUCAACAGGCCAACGAUGACCAUGCAAAUCAACAACACAGCUGGGUUUCCCCCAAGGAUCGCCACUCAGAUUACAUUUCAAAGUUCGCCUCAAUAUAUAGAGCUCAGGCAUAAUGCCCAACGAUUACCCAUUGGAGCCCAAUUGGUUCAGCGCAGUCCUCAGGUGAGACCUCGCCUUUCGUUGCCGAAUCAGGAACUCAUCAAUCAGUUUGUUCCUCAAAUCCAGGGAUGUAAGCCGAGGGACCCAGGAACACCUUUACCGCAGUCGCCGAUCACAAUGCCACUCCUGCCCCAACAGAAUAUUGCUGCCUCACUGCCAUCCUCACCUCAUUCAGCAGAGAUAUCAAAUGCACGGCAGCAUGUCCAGGUGAAAGAGCCUUUGGAAUCCACUGUACAACACGAGUCUCCACAGACAUUUCAGUCAUUGUCAUCCACUUCCAGUUGUCACUCAGAUAGCUUAAAGGAUCGUUCGGUGUCUUUUCCGCUUAACUCUCCUCCUCCUCCUCCUCCUAUCUCCAGUGUAGAUAGAGAAAGUUCAGGGUUGGAGCACAGGAAGAUCCCUUGUGAUGAUUCAGUAGAAAAGGUUCUGGAGGAGGAACUAGAUGAAGAAGAUGAUCUGGCUAAUCUGAGCCUCGAUCCAGAUAGCAAGACAGACGAUGAACUCGGUAAUCUUGACAACCUAGAAACCAAUGACCCCCAUCUGGAUGACCUCCUGAAGUGUGAGGAGUUUGACCUGCUGGCUUACACCGACCCUGAGCUAGACACAGGUGAUAAAAAGGAUAUCUUUACAGAGCAGUUGCGUUUAGUGGAGUCUGCCAAUGAGAAAGCGGAGGACCAGGAUAUAUUAAAUGAUCAGAGUGCUAUUGACUCGGCAGAUAAAGGUACAAAUAACGAAGACACCAAAUGUCAUCUGCAAAAGAUCGAGAAGGUAGAGGCACGUGAGGAAGCUAUGACUAAAUCAGAGAGCAUUGCCGAUAAUCUCUCGAAUUCUGAUAAAAUCAGAUGCUCGUCUGUAAACAACGACAAUUCGGACACCAACACCGGGAGUCAGUGCAGUGGCCCACUGAGCAGGGCCCCUUCCGCUGACAAUUCUCCCAAUCCCACUCUGGAUUUGGUGCUGAAGGUUGAAGAGAACCCUGCCAGAAAUUCAACUUGCCAGUUUGCAACAAACGCUUCUACCGGUCAGACCGUUUCUAUAAAAUCAGAAAACGGACCCACAGGGAACAACGAGAGAGGAGGUGCGUCGAUGCUGCUCAAUAUGGAAACCACCCUCAGCGUUUCCACGGCCAGCGUGGCGCUGUGUCAGAACACUCCUUGUACGAGUAGUGGAACACACGUCACCGCUCAAAGUAGUAUAAGCGCUUCAAGCGGUCUUGGGGCUGCAGAGAUUCCAACCAACGGUCAUUCUGCUGUAGAUUUAGAGAACAUGCCUUGUACGUCUUCGGGACAGAUUGUUUCGAAGAACCCAAUGUCUCUCCAGUGUAUGCCAACAAUGGGCAAGUUCGGACUGGACGAGAUAAGCCAGCAUGUGUCCAGCAUGGAGCCCAAACGACGUCCGGUCGAUGAGCUCAUCAAGGUGGAGAGCACCUUGGAAGCCAGUGAGCUUCCACUACUUCUCCACGACCUGUUGGAACAAGAGAAGAUGGAACUACAACAGCAGCAGCAGCAACAACAGGGGGCAUCUCAACGGCUAUCCACUCAACAGCAGCAGCAACAUCCAGGGCAAAAAAGCCACCUUCCUGCCCUACAGCAACAGCUGGAGGUCUCGCACCAACAGGGUCAUCUCGGACUCCCGCAACACCUGCCGACAACACAGCAAUCUCAGCACCUCGAGGGCCAGUCGCAGAACUUAUCCCUGCCACAGCAACGCAUCCUGGGAGUUAUGCAGCACCAUCACCUCGGGAUACCUCAGUCGCAUGGGUCGCAGCAGCUGACUGCUUCGCAGCAGCAGCGGCUCGGAGCUUCACCGCACGUUGUCAUGUCCCAGCAGCAACACGUGGCAACGGGACAACAUCCAGCCCAGCAGAGCCACAUGGCUUCAGCACAAUUGCUGACCACACAGCAGUUGGCCGGGCCACAACAACUCAGUGCUAUGCAGCAGAGCCAACAGCAGCAACAGUUGGCCAGCACUUUCUUCCCAGAAACAGAUCUGGAUAAAUUUACAGCGGAUGACAUUAUGGAUCCCAUCGCCAAGGCCAAAAUGGUGGCAUUAAAGGGAAUUAAGAAGGUUAUGGCACAAGGAAACAUUACUGUAGCACCAGGGAUGCAUAGGCAGCAGGUUUCAUUGUUGGCACAGAGGUUGGCUGGGGCUCCAGGAGCAAAUGAUGCACAGGCUAAAUUGCCACCUGCAAACAGCGAGAUUUCUGUUUGCCAGCAGGAGGCGAGUGGUGACCAGAUGCAGGCCCGACCAAAUCCACCAACCUUUGUCCAAGGCUUCUUCAAUGAAGCAGAGCAUCGUCAGUAUGAAGAAUGGCUUCUCCAUACGCAACAGCUGCUUCAGAUGCAACUGAAAUUUCUGGAGGAGCAAAUUGGUGUCCACAGGAAGUCCAGGAAGGCGCUGUGUGCCAAGCAGCGGACUGCCAAGAAGGCUGGCCGCGAGUUUCCUGAGGCGGAUGCUGAAAAACUCAAACGGGUGACAGAACAGCAAAGCAAAAUUCAGAAACAACUGGAUCAGGUCCGUAAACAACAAAAGGAGCAUACAAACCUUAUGACCGAGUAUCGGAACAAACAGCAGCAGAAAUGUUCCCUUUCUCCCUCGGGGAUGAUAGCUGCCAGUUCAUCCCAGAGUCCAAGGGUAAUGCCCAAACUUGCGACUCCCAUGUUAUCAGCAGCUUUGGCCCAGCAAGGCGGAAUCCUAGGACCCCAGGCAAUAGCACAGCAACCAAAUACACUGAUGGGACACUCAGGAAAUUUACGAAUGCCACAGAUAGGACCUACCUUAUCAGUUCAGCAGGGACAACCUUUCUUGACCUCACCCGUGACCCAGCAACAAGAAUAUCCUUCUGCCUCUGGAAGUGUACCCACCGCCCCUUCACCCAGUUUUUUCCCGGGAAACUCGACCGCUCAGACGCUUCCGGCCGACAACCGAUUCCUGCAAGAGCGGCAACUUCAGCUGCAACAGCAAAGAAUGCAACAGCAAGGGCUUGUGGGGCCACCUCCGCAGCAGGGCCUCAUGGGGAAGAUCCAGCAGCAGAGCAUGUUAGGACAGCUUCAGUCGACGCCUCAGCAAGGUGUCGUGGGUAACCCGCAGGGUGCCAUGGGUCAACAGCAGCAAGGCUUCAUUGGACAACAGCAAGGCAUCAUGGUUCAACCUCAACAGCAGCAGCAGCAGCAGCAACAACAACAACAACAACUGCUCCAGCAGCACAGCAAUCUGGGUCAGGCGCAACCGCCCCCCACUCCACAGCACCAGCAGAGCAUGUCAUCCCAACAGCAGCAUUUAAGGCUGUUGAGCCAACAACAGGUUGGUCAACAGCAAAGCCUUGUGGGACACCUGCAGGCCAGCCAGCAGGGUCUCGUGGGUCAGCCGAAGCCUCUACGGCCCCAGCAAAGUCUUAUGGGCCAGCAGCUGAGCCACCAGCAAGGGCUCGCUUCUCAACAGCAGCAGCAACAACAACAGCAGCAGCAGCAGCAGCAGAAUCUGGUAUUGCAUCAACAGCAACAGGCGCCCGGUGGGCCCUUGCAGCAACAAGGAGGCCUUAUGGGACACCAGCAGGUAGCCGUUUCGCAGGGUCAACAGCAGCUGGGACCGAUGAUGCCAUUGCAACAGCAGCACUUGCAGGCCAUUUCCGGACAGCUGCACCCGCAGAGCGUGAUCCGACAGAACAACAUCCUGCGGUUCUCUGCCACUUUCCAAGGCCAGCAGCAAAGUAUGUUGGGGCACCAGCCACGAAUGCAAGGGAUAAUGAGACCCCAAUCGCAGGACGUGAGAGGGCACCUGGCAGCAGCGCAGGGCAUAAUGGGACAACAGCCUUCACUGCAGGUCUUGAGGCACCAAGCGCAGGCCAUGGUGGGGCAGGGGCAGCAACAGCAGGCCCAAGCUCAAGGUGUGGGGCAGCAGCCCGCGCCCCAGGGCACCACAGGACAGUGGCAGCAGUUACAGCCCCAGCUCCAGGGUACGGCUGGGCAGUGGCAGCAACAACAGCCACAGACCCAGCACCAGAACACGAGCGGACAGUGGCAACAGCAGCCGUCCCAAGGUCAGGGUAUGGUGGGCCAGGCUCAGUGGCAGUCACAGGCCCUGGGCACAAUGGGGCAGUGGCAGCAGCAACAACAACAGCAGCAGCAACAACCUCAGGGCAUUGGACAACAGCAGCCGCAGAACACAACUGGUAUGAGGCAACAGCAAAUGCUGCAGGGCCUGAUGGGUCAGGCAGGGCAACAGCAAGGCAUGAUGUCACAGGGACAGGCAGGGCAGCCGCAGGGCAUGAUGGGCCAGGCAGGGCAGCCGCAGGGCAUGAUGGGCCAGGCAGGGCAGCCGCAGGGCAUGAUGGGCCAGGCAGGGCAGCAACAACAGGGCAUGAUGGGCCAGGCAGGGCAGCAACAACAGGGCAUGAUGGGCCAGGCAGGGCAGCAACAACAGGGCAUGAUGGGCCAGGCAGGGCAGCAACAGCAGGGCAUGAUGAGUCAGGCAGGGCAACAGCAGAGCAUGAUGGGACAGGCAGGGCAACAACAGGGCAUGAUGGGACAGGCAGGGCAACAGCAGGGCAUGAUGGGACAGGCAGGGCAACAGCAGGGCAUGAUGGAGCAGGGGCAACCGCAGGCACAGGCUCUAAUGGGGCAAAGGCAGCGGCAAGCACAAGGACAAGGGGCACAAGGACCGCUCCAGUUGCUGUCUCAGGGGCUUGGCGCCCAGCGGCAGUCUCCUGGUAUGGUAGGGCAGAGACAGCGUCCACAAGCUCCAGGCACAGUGGGGGGUCAGCAGCAGCUCUCACCGCAGACUCCAGGCAUGUUGGGAGGGCAGCAGCAGCCAUCACCGCAGAUUCCAGGCACGGUGGGGCAGGGACACCCACAGGUAUCUCCAGGCACAAUGGGGCAAGGGCAUGCACAGCAGUCUCCAGGCCCGAUGGGGCAGGAGGAGCAGCAGCAGCCACCUCCAACCAUGGUGGGGCACGGUCAACAGCAACAGUCCCCCCUGGGACAGGGGCAGAAGCCAACAUCAGGCACCGUGGAGCAAGGGCAACUGCAGCAGUUCCAAGGUGCGGUGGAGCAGGAGCCAUUACCGCCUGCUCAGGGUAUCAUGGUGCAAGACUGUCAACAGCCACCACUUCACGGUGCGCUAGCACAGGGGCAACAGCAGAACGUGCUUGGAGAGCAACCACAGCAGAAUGUACACGGACAGGGGCAACAGCAGAACAUGUUGGCACAGGGGUCGCAGCAGAAUACGCUCACACAAGGGCAACAGGGGCUGCCCAAGAGCGUGGUUGGGCUGGCUCAGCCGCAGGGCGUGAUUUAUCAGAAUCUGCACGGCAGACCGGGAUCCUCAAUGCAGCAGUUGGUGCAGCAGGCCAUUGUAGGGCAGCAGCGGUUUGUGAAUCAGCAAGGCCAGCUGAUGAGGUACGCCGUGCCAUCACAGCAGCAAGGUGGCGCUGACCUGCAGGGCGUGCUUCGAGUCGCAAGCUCUCAGCAACAGGGGAUCUUGGGGGAUCUGAGGCAAGGAGUUCCCAACAUCAUGAACCAACAUCCUUUCCAACAGCGUUCAGUUCACAUCACAGGCCAGAAGAUUGGCUUGGGUCAACUGCGCCCCGGCAUGGUCUAUGUGCAGCAGGUACAGACCGAACAAGGAGGGCAAACGCAAGAUCCAAACAACGCUCUUCAGAAUAAACGACCAAGACAAAGCAUGGGGUCAGUGAGUGACCUGGUGUCCGCCCAGGCUUGCUGCAGCCCCUCGCCAAUGCAACACCUAGAGUUAAAUAAAUCCAUUUACAAUAGCCCUUGCUCGAUAGACCCGCAAAAGGUGCCUGAGUUGAAGUCGGAUAUGCUGGCGAUGAAGUCACAAGGGAUGACUGGAAAAGCAAGUCCUGAGACAGGACCAGCCAAAAUGAAUACCGAGACCCAUGAACAAAAUGAUUUGAGGAGAACGUCCUCGUUUGAUUUCCCUCUAUCCCCCCCAGUUCCUCUAGCAAAGGAGGAAGGUCCUGGACAGAGAUCAGAAGCAUUGUUUCAUCAAACCAAUGGUGAGGGUGAAGGUAUGCAGAAAAUAAUGGGACAGGAGAUGAGCUCUUCCAAGUUCCAGGAUGGCUGUCAUAAAAGUGUUAACUUGGCAGCUGCAGGUCACAUAAUCAAACAGGAAAACGUUGAGACAGUUCACUGCGGACAUCUAGAAGGAAGUGUUAAGCACGAGUCAAAUGUGGAAGCGUUUAAUGUGGCCUUGACUUUAGGGAAUCAGCCUUCUGCUCCCAGGUCUGAAGCUGGGCAACUGCUUCUCCAGAAACUUUUACGCACGAAGAACUUACAGUUGCUGGCACAACGUUCAGGAGAUGCAACGCAUUUAGCUGUGAAAAGUCACAUUGACAGCAAAGGUGUGAUGGUAGAACGGAAACCGCAAGGCACCACUGGAAAUUCAGAGGUAAAGGAAUUUCAGGACAUGAGCAAGAAAAACUUUGGCCAAAAAUCCAAACGGACUCAGAAAGCAGUCGAACGUGGCGGAAACUCACGAAAGAAGAGUAAAAAAGAUGAUGGAAUAAAAAGUACAGAUGCCCUGAUGAAGCAGUUACAACAGCAACUGUCUCUUCUUCCGCUCGUGGAACCCACCAUAGAGGUCAACUUUGGUAUCUUUCCUCCUUUUGGGAGCGGUCCGUUCAACAACAAGAACCAGCUAAAAGGGUCCUUUGGGAAUGCAGUGCUAGACAGCGUUCCAGAUUACUACUCACAGCUUCUCUACAAGCAGAACAAUCUGAGUAACCCACCGACCCCACCCUCCUCGCUGCCUCCCACCCCUCCUCCCUCUGUCCAGCAGAAACUGGUGAACGGAUUGGCCACAUCUGAGGAACUGACCGAAGAGCAGAAAGAACUCGAGGGACAGAAAGGUCUGCUGACGACAGAAUUAAAGAACAUGGAUAUGUUGGCUUCCUUACCCACACCACCGCAUAACUUAAAUGAGGAACUAAGUAGAACAGAGAUGGAUGAAGACCGAGACACUCCGGACAGCUUUGUACCGGCAUCCUCACCGGAGAGUGUGCUCGGUCAGGAAACCUCCAGGUUUCCCUUGCUCACGGAAAUCAAGGAAGAGCCAAUAGAUCGUGAGCUGUCUCCAGUCAUUCCCAUUAUUCCAGGAGCACGCAUCCCAGUAUUUCCUGAUGCAAAGCCAUUUAUAAAUCCAGACCCAUUUGUACAGAUGACUGAGAAGGGUGCGUCUUACUCUGGCCCGUGGGAGAGUGUGAAAGGAAACCAAGUUGCGGUCACACUCACGCUCUCUGCAACCGCUGCCAAGGAUAUAAACAGUAUGAUGACGGCUUUUGCACAGUUGCUCCAGAUGAAGAUUCCUUGUUCUUAUGAAGUUACUGCAGUCCAAGACGCUCCAUGCUGUCUGCUGCCUGUUGGGAAAAAAUCCACAUUGGAAAUGCCCAGUCAAGUGGUGGGCUCCAAAGAGGAACCAAUGGAUUUAGGGAAACUAAUGCAAGAAAAGCACAACUGGUUUAAACAGUACGAUGUCACGUUGCCAGGUUCGAGCCUGAAGAAACCUGUGGAGGAAAUGUCCACUGCUACCCUGGAAACUCCUACAGGUUGUCCAACUAAAGAAGAAAGAGUUGCACAUCAUUACAGCAACAACAUGUCCGUCCUAGUCGUCCACCAGCUACCCAUUAUGCAGCCCGAGAGCUCUCCCCCUUCAUCUCCGAGCGUAUCCUCCCCUUCAACCCCGGCAGAACUGUGCAAACCCGACCUGCCCAUGGAGUCACCGAAGGUAAAACAUCCGUUGCCUCUGGACGAAAAAGAAGCCGAGGAGCCUCAGCCGCGGGUGAAGAGGUGGCGGGGAAUCCGUUGGAAACGUUUAGAAUUUAAAGUCACGUUUCAGAAAGGCAAAUUCAAACACAUCGCUCAACACGAAAUCGAGGCUCUCCUCCAGAAACUGGGAACAGCGCUGAAACCAGACCCCAUGCCCCGAGACACUCGGAAGUGUUGCUUUUGUCAUGACGAUGCUGACGGAGUCACAGACGGACCUGGGCGACUCUUGAACCUUGACCUGGAUUUGUGGGUCCACCUGAACUGCGCCCUGUGGUCCUCUGAGGUGUACGAGACUCAGGCGGGUGCCCUGAUCAACGUGGAGAUUGCUUUCCACCGAGGACUCACCACCAAGUGUGCUUUCUGUCAGAAGACCGGAGCCACGACAGGCUGCCAUCGAAUCCGUUGCCCCAACACCUACCAUUUCUCAUGCGCCAUCCGUGCCCGGUGUAUGUUUUUUAAGGACAAGACCAUGCUGUGCAGUCAGCACAAAUUGAAAGGAACGAACGAGCAGGAAAUUAAAUGCUUCGCUGUUUACCGACGCGUUUACAUCCAGAGGGACGAGGUGAAGCAGAUUGCCAGCAUCGUGCAGCGGGGCAAACGCAGUCACAUGUUCAGGGUCGGUGGGCUGAUCUUCCACACCAUCGGCCAGUUACUCCCCCAUCAGAUGCAGGAGUUCCACAGUGUGGCAGCCCUCUAUCCAAUUGGUUACGAAGCAACUCGUAUUUAUUGGAGCAUGCGAUACACGAACAAGCGCUGCUGUUACCACUGCACCAUCAAUGACAUCAAUGGGAAACCAGAGUUUGGCAUCCAGGUCAUUGAACACGGCCAUGAGGAUGUCAUUGUAACCGAUUGGACUCCACAAGGUGUUUGGAGUAGAAUUCUCGAGCCGGUUGUGCAACUGCGGAAAGAAGCCGAGAUGUUGCGACUCUUUCCGGAUUAUAUAAAGGGAGAGGAUAUGUUUGGACUGACAAUCCACGCUGUCCUCAGGAUUGCAGAGUCGCUGCCAGGUGUAGAGAGCUGUCAGAAUUACAUAUUCCGAUACGGUCGUCACCCACUUAUGGAGCUCCCACUGGCUGUGAAUCCAACUGGCUGUGCCCGAUCUGAACCGAAAAUAAUGACUCACUACAAACGCCCACACACUUUGAACAGCACGAGCACUUCGAAAGCGUUUCAGAGUACGGUAACUGGAGAGAUCAACACCCCCUACAGCAAGCAGUUUGUCCAUUCCAAAUCCUCACAGUAUCGGCGGCUGAAAACUGAGUGGAAGAACAAUGUUUACCUGGCACGAUCUCGAAUCCAGGGCCUGGGUCUGUAUGCAGCCAAAGACCUUGAGAAGCACACAAUGGUGAUUGAGUAUAUUGGGACAAUCAUUCGCAAUGAGGUUGCAAAUCGCAGGGAGAAACUAUACGAGACUCAGAAUCGAGGUGUUUACAUGUUUCGGAUUAAUAAUGAACAUGUGAUUGACGCUACAUUAACUGGAGGCCCGGCCAGGUACAUCAAUCAUUCCUGUGCCCCCAACUGUGUGGCUGAGGUUGUGACCUUUGACAAGGAGGACAAAAUAAUCAUCAUCUCAAGCAGGCGAAUUCCAAAAGGAGAGGAACUGACUUAUGACUAUAAGUUUGAUUUUGAAGAUGAUCAGCACAAGAUUCCAUGUCACUGUGGAGCCCUCAACUGCAGGAAGUGGAUGAACUAAACUGGUCAGAACGACGACUUCUGCUACUUCAGGAUUCUGGACUUAGCGUCCGUCUGCUGUGGUCAGAGAUAUCAGCACAAUGUCUGUCAGUUGAAUGACCACAAAGAUGGGAAAAGUUUCACUACUUUCACAAAGAAGCCCAGUGUGGAAAAUAUUGACCACAUUUCAUGUUGAGAAGAAUAUCUGUAGUUGAGAGUUAGCGUAGACACCUUACAGAUCUCAAACGUGCAGAAGCUUUAACAAUGUUUAGUGAAUAAUGUGAGUGACUGAACAGGCAUUCAGACCUACUACAAUACACAGGCAACGUGCUUCUGGGCAAGCCUGAACGUAAUGUGAUUUUUGACUCGGUCUGCGAUCCCUUUUGAGAGAAUAUCUCAGUUAGGCAGACCUUUUCGGAUAGGACUUAACCUUAAGAGCAGGUUUUUAUUAUUUCUUCACUCCAAACGUAAAAAAAGUCCAGCCAAAGGGAGGGGUGGGGGGAAGGUGAGAUUUGGGAUGCCAGAGUUCUUGACUGUGCUGGAAAAAGUCUCUUGACUUUAGACAGAGGUUGGUGGAUCUGAAGGUCAAAGGGAACCAGGGUGGGGUGGGGAGGGGGGUUGCUUCCUCUGAUAAUGCGGGUAUGAUUAUGCGGGUAUACUUAAGAAAAUGCAGAUUUGUUCUUUUUUGGGAGUUUGCUUAUGAAUAGAAGACAGAGAUAUAGUGGGGAAACUCUCUUGAAAUAAAACACUAGAGUUUUAAAGAGUUGGUGCCCCUGGAUGUGAAAAGCAUGACUGCAUUAUAAGUUUGGAUUUCCCAUACAAUUCGCCCUAAGUUUGUGCUGGAGGAUCAGUGUGGGAUUAUCUUGUUUGCAAGGUCUUACAGUCACUUUGGCCGAUAGAGAUGACACUGGGCUUUUCGAGGAGCGAGUAGGUCUAUGUUGCGUGUUCAUUUGGAUCAGUAGAUUGUGGUUUAUUUCCAGGGCAGUUCACUUCAUUGUAAACAAAACCUGGAAGAAUAUAUUAAAAAAAGGCAAUGAAUUAGCUUGGUUGAGACUGAGCAAAGUGCCCAUUCACAUUGGACACCAUGAGAAACGUUCACCUUUUUGCACAUUUUUUGCUUAAAAAAAAAGUUAAAUCUUAACAAAAGAUACCUUUUUGAAUAUAAAGACAAUCUGCGUUAGCGAAGAACUCACUUGGACCAGUUGAAUGGUUUUCCAUUCCAUCCGUCUGCCUGAUUUUUGCAUGAUUGGUGUGACAUUUUCCAUCACUUGUGUUUCAAGGACAGAAGCAAUUGGCACACCAGUCAUUCAGGAUUACCUGGCUGGGAGGAAGGCAGGGCUGGCUAUAAGAUCAAUUCUCAAUCCCAAAUUACUGGUCAAUAGUGUACAGCAUAGUGAAAGGUUGGGUGGCGCUUCAAGACUAAGGCCACCUUGAUCCUGACGAGUCUGUAUUUUCAGGCAAAUGACUAGGGCAUUCAGUUCAACGCACAAACAGACUCUCUGGAAUCUCUCGCAGAGGAGACUUGCACUGAAGGAUUUCUCACCUACUUGAUUCCACGAGUCAUUUUACUGUAGUUUUGUUUCUGUAAUAUAUAUAAAAGUGUGAAUUUUAUUCGGAACAGUAGGGUAAGUCUGGGGUGGGGGAGAUUUUUUUUUUAUUGGCGCGAUUUUGUGAAAGCUGCUGCCCCCACUGCAUCUUCUCCCUGCUGCGACUGUACAAAUGUAAAUACGAAACUUGUAGAGAUCUCCAAAGCAGAAACCACUGGAUCAGAUUCUCAUCCGUACAAAUGAACGGUUGGUAUUGGUGAUAUAAAAUAGCUGCUGGUUGGAUUGAAGCAGGGAAGGCAUUAGCAUGCAACGAGAAGGCUCUAGGUAAGGUAGAUCAUGUUAGAUAAAUCUAAGCUAAUCUUAAAAACGGUGUUUGACUGUUUUUAUAAUAAGAGCUGAUUUCACCCCGUCUCUUCAGCUGACAGGAGUUGGGGUACUUUUUAAUGGAAGAUUAUAAUUUAAAUAAAAAAAAGGGGGCUUUUUAUUUCAUUUUAACUGAAGAUGUCCGCCGAUGUCCCCUUAUGCAUUGUGGGAUUCCCAGUUCCCUGAGCACGACUAUUGGGGAGGUUUAGUCACGUAAUGUAUCGUGUUGGAACAUUCUCAGUUAACAAACAAAGAUGUCCUGUUUGCAGUAAAGCCUUGUUCAUAUUGUUUACACUGAGAUAGGUAUUUUGUGGUGCGUUUUAUCCUUCCAAUUGGGACAAAAAAAAAAGCAGAGAUUUGAGUAUUUUUUAAUGGCAAAGUAAACUUCCAGAAUGAGUUUUUUUUUUUUUUGUUUGUGUUGUGUGCAUUCUGUACAGCAAAUGUCACUGGUAAUGAAUUAAAAUUAUCCUUUUUUAUUGUAUGUGGCAUGUUUUUUUUGUACUGGACAUAAGUUGAAUUGUAUAUAAUUUAUGUUGAAGAAGCAAGAUGUUUCUUGCUGCUUCAUGUAUUAAAUCUCCUGCAGGAAUAAGCUUAUUCUGUACAUCCUUGGUACAUGUAGAGACCGUUAUGAUCAUGUUGGUUAGAUUGUACAAACCUUUUUUUAAAUACAAAUGUAGCAUCUUUGCAUUACUGUAUGAUAAAUAGGGACAUCUGUUCCUACAGAGGUGAAUUUACUGCAUUAAAACUGUUUGAAAUAAAAAAAAA